CCACACCACAUCAAACAGCUGUAAAAAAGUGUACCAGUGGCAGGGCUGGGAAAAGGAUGCUGUAUGUGUGCUACAGAAACUGGCAUUUAACAGGGCCAGUUUUUUCCUCAUUCUUUGUCAAAUGGACAAAGCUGUUAAAAUUGCUCAAGCAGUGAUGCCCUAGUCAAAUCUGCCUACAUUUGCAGUCUGUAUGUUCUUUUGUUGUCUUUUUUUUCCCCACUGGUUAAGCAAGAUUGGUUUGGGAUAAAGUUCUGUGUCUGUAGCAUGGUAUUAUUGCUGUAGCACGACAGUAGGGCUUUAUGGGGUGAUAUACUCCUCAUGCAAUGUCAGUUAAAGUAAUGAAAGGUAUUAUUUUGCCCCUUGUACAAUCACUAAAAAGUUCUUAAUAGGGAGAUAUCAAAGAGCUUUCUGGCCUGUAUUUGCUCAGAGCAAUUAUCUUGACACCAACAGGACUACUCGACUGGGUGAAUAUUGUGUUUUUCUUUGUAAUGAAACUCAUUUUAAUAAGAUCAGUUACUAUUUCUAAAAUGGCAGGUAAAAGGUGAAGAAAGGUGGAGAAUCUCAUGACUUCUGCUGUUUUUCUCUUUUCUGAUAAAUCUUUUGACUAUUGACUUGUCUAGAACACUGUUUUUGUGAUAGGCCUUCAUUCUCUGCUUAGAGACCAUUUCAACAAGAAAGUGUACUCUCAGCUUUAGCAUACGGAGAGGUUUCAGUGAAGUAAGUUGGCUGUAGGCAGGUGUGGUUACAGACCUUGUUAUCUCCUCGAAUGAGUAAGGCAAAUUUUGUAGAGAACGGUGCAGUGCAGAAUUGGAACACUGACUUUGAUUACCUGUCUUGCAGAUGGCCAGUUUAGUGAGUAAGAGAUCAGUGUGAUGCUGUCGUUGUGUUGUGUUGCACGAUGGCUAAGAGAAUGUGCCCGUGGGAGUUACCCUAUGACUGUUAAUUUUAACAAUGUCCCAGUGAAAGCGUUGACCCAGGAUUCCUGCCCUGCUCUGGCCGCCUACAGAAGUCUCCCUGAAGGCACCUAGAUCUGCCCUCCUUAUCUGAGUCUCCUCUCAGACAUACUCUGAAACAUUAGGCAGCCUGUUUGGAGUCAACUCUUCUCCACGUAAAGGUGGGUAGGUACAUAUCAUUCUAUUUCAACACUCCUAGUAUCUAGAGACUUACAUUUUUAUCACUUUUCAAUUAUUAUUUUUAGGAGCCUGUUAAUGUAGUGUCUUGAAGUGUCCAGUGAUGGCGAUGCUGAGUGGUUGGUGCAGGACUCUGACAGGGCAGCUCAUGACUGACAGCUGCUGGUGAACAAGAGAGCUGCCCAGAGACCUCCCCGAACUGCAGGCAACUUUGACAGAGGGAAAGCAUGAACUGGCAGAAGACGAGCAGAAUAACUGACUAAAUGGGACCAGGUGGCUUUUUGAUCCCAUAUCUUAUCAUGCUGGUCGUCGAGGGGAUGCCGCUGCUCUACCUGGAGCUGGCCGUGGGGCAGCGCAUGCGUCAGGGCAGCAUUGGUGCCUGGAAAAUAAUAAGCCCCUACCUCUGUGGCGUCGGCGUCGCCAGUGUCGUCGUCUCCUUCUUCCUCUCCAUGUACUACAACGUGAUAAACGCCUGGGCCUUCUGGUACCUCUUCCACUCCUUCCAGGACCCCCUGCCGUGGGCCACCUGCCCCCUGAACAGCAACCGCACGGGCUACGAGGAGGAGUGCGAGAAGACAUCGUCCACCCAGUACUUCUGGUACCGGGAGACCCUGAACAUCUCUCCAUCGCUGGAGGACAGCGGGAGCGUGCAGUGGGAGCAGGCGCUCUGCCUGAUGCUGGCCUGGCUGGUGGUCUACCUCUGCAUCCUCCGUGGCACUGAGUCCACCGGCAAGGUGGUCUACGUAACGGCCUCUUUGCCGUACUGCGUUCUCAUCAUAUACCUCAUCAGAGGUUUAACACUUCACGGCGCUGUGAACGGCCUCGUCUACAUGUUCACGCCAAAGCUGGAGCAGCUGUCGAACCCCAAGACGUGGAUCAGCGCUGCCACGCAGAUCUUCUUCUCUCUGGGCCUGGGCUUUGGCAGCCUCAUCGCAUUCGCCAGCUACAACGAGCCUAGCAACAACUGCGAGAGGCACGCCAUCAUCGUCUCGCUGAUCAACAGCACCACCUCCAUAUUUGCCAGCAUCGUGACUUUCUCCAUCUACGGCUUCAAGGCGACGUUUAACUACGAAAGCUGUAUAAACAAGGUGAUCCUGCUGCUGAUGAACGCUUUUGACCUGGAGGAAGGCUCUCUAACAGCAGACAACCUCAACGAGAUGAAAGAGUACCUCAUGGCCACCUACCCGCAGGAAUACGCCCAAUUAUCGCCGCAGCUUAAAAACUGCAGCUUGGAAGCUGAACUCGAUACAGCUGUCCAGGGGACGGGACUGGCAUUUAUAGUCUAUUCUGAAGCCAUCAAAAACAUGGAGGUGCCCCAGCUCUACUCCGUGCUCUACUUCGUCAUGCUGCUGAUGCUGGGCAUCGGAAGCAUGCUGGGAAACACCGCCGCCAUCCUCACACCGCUGACCGACAGCAAGGUCAUCGCUGCCCGUUUCCCCAAGGAGGUGAUCUCAGGUGUUGUGUGCUUCAUUAACCUCGUGAUUGGCCUAACCUUCACUAUGGAGGCUGGAAAUUACUGGUUUGACAUAUUCAAUGACUACGCGGCCACCCUCUCGCUGCUGCUCAUCGUGCUGGUAGAAACCAUUGCUGUGUGUUACAUCUACGGGAUAAGAAGAUUUGAGAAAGAUCUUCACACCAUGAUUGGGCGAAAGCCCAACUGGUACUGGAAAAUUAUGUGGGCUUUUGCUAGUCCUUUGCUAAUUAUAAGCCUAUUUAUAUUUUACAUUACCGACUACAUCCUCACAGGAACACUGCAAUACCAAGCAUGGGAUGCUACACAGGGGCAGCUGGUGACCAAGGAUUACCCAGGCUACGCCCUGGCGGUGAUCGGGCUGCUGGUGGCGGCGUCCACCGUGUGCAUACCCCUGGGGGCACUAGUGACUUUUAUAAGGAAGAGGCUGAAGAGGGAAAGAGUUUCAACUGUGGCAUGAACGGCGCCAGCUGGAUAUGGGAAGACCUCACCCCCCCAUCGUCAGUGACCAGGCGCUGCUGGAAGACAGCAGCAACCAUUAUUUGUAGCAACUAUUUAUAGAGUCAAGAAUGGUGGGUGCUAUAUUGACCAAAAAGUGCUCUUAGGAGGUUCCACAAUGGUUUGGGGGGAAAAAAAAAAAAAGGUCUUCUGUAACAAGACGAAGCUUUAAUAUGGCCUCUAUAAGAGGGGAAAAACAGAAGAGCAGCUCACAAAAUGCUAGCACAAAUUAACCAGCGCCUCAACCCAUUACACGACAUUAGGUAAUUCUUUUCCGCUUUGUUGUAGCACUGCCGCUGUGGAAACCUGAGCAACCAACAAAGCAUGUUCCUGCACCAAAGUGCUGGCAAAUACCCUUACCACUCAAGAAAGCCAGACUCGGGCACGCACGUUAUUUGAAAUGACGUCUGUAUUUCAUCAACAGACAAAACUGUUGAGGUCUUGCCGCGCGAAUGUGAAUAAUCCUUUUCCUACAAGGGAAAAGUCAGCGGGAUGGUAUUUGAGAUAAAUGUGUCCAACACCCCCCCUUCAAUACUUGUGUCCAGCAAAGCGGUUUAUAAAUAGGUGUGUAUGUGUGUGUGUAUAUAUAUACAUAUAUAUAUAUAUGAGCUGCAGAAGUUCUCCCAUCUCCAGAAGUAAAAUUCCAGUAUGUAAUUGUGCUCUGUGCUGUACUUCGUAUUAAAUAGGAAUGCAUUUUUUAAGUACACUAAAAGAAAUCUGUGAUAAAGCUGCUUUACAAGCCCCACCCAAACAAAAGUAUGCCAUAUAAUUAGCUUUGACAAAGUUCAUAUCCAAGUAUACUUUAAUCAUGAGAUGUAACAAUCCAGCAGUUCCACAGAACUGAUUAAUUUCCCUAUGUGAAUGUUGUAUAAAGAAAGCAACAUUUAAAUUAUAAGCUUCAGUAAUAGAAAACAGUAAAAUACUGUCUAUGAACUUUAAAGAGGUCACUCUGCAGAACAACAUUAGGGACACACUCAUGGGAUGAGGGUUCUUAAUAGUCUUAACUAUGUAACC
Chroicocephalus ridibundus (black-headed gull) is the source of this 4113-nucleotide messenger RNA. It is a transcript of the gene SLC6A20, whose product is annotated as solute carrier family 6 member 20. The transcript is spliced from 12 exons. Gene Ontology annotation, cellular component: plasma membrane. Bases 1394 to 3061 code for a protein of 555 amino acids. The record is from RefSeq and is a predicted model, not a curated record. Gene Ontology annotation, molecular function: L-proline transmembrane transporter activity. NCBI's taxonomy places the organism in Eukaryota, Metazoa, Chordata, Aves, Charadriiformes, Laridae. Gene Ontology annotation, biological process: sodium ion transmembrane transport.